This is a messenger RNA of Melampsora larici-populina 98AG31, 1011 nucleotides long. RefSeq lists its product as uncharacterized. The transcript has 6 exons. Gene Ontology annotation, cellular component: Rad51B-Rad51C-Rad51D-XRCC2 complex; replication fork; Rad51C-XRCC3 complex. Gene Ontology annotation, molecular function: ATP hydrolysis activity; four-way junction DNA binding; crossover junction DNA endonuclease activity. The record is from RefSeq and is a predicted model, not a curated record. Bases 1 to 1011 code for a protein of 336 amino acids. NCBI's taxonomy places the organism in Eukaryota, Fungi, Basidiomycota, Pucciniomycetes, Pucciniales, Melampsoraceae. Gene Ontology annotation, biological process: reciprocal meiotic recombination; meiotic DNA recombinase assembly.
AUGGAACAUCCUUGGAGUUCAAGUGCCACUGCCAGCUUGAUGAUGUUCAAAUUGAACAUUUUGCCAUUUUGGUGUUGUGAGACAUUUCGGAGAAGUUCUAACUCUUUUUCCACUAUACCGAGCAGUCUUGGUUCGAUCACAGGCUCACAACUACUCAGUUCGAUCAGACCUCAGCCACCUUUUCAAACAGGUCAUCCUUCCCUCGAUCUCUUAUUUAACAAUAGAUCAUUGAAAAGGAGACAUGAAGCAAUCGAAUUGGUACCAUCCUCACCCGCCGGUCUGUCUCGUCGACAACACCUUCAGAUCGAGGGUCCACCUGGCGUAGGCAAGACUAAAGUUGCAAUCGGAAUUGCGGUUCGAGCUCGGACGGCUAGCCUGAUAACACGUCGUGCAGAAGAAGUCGAAGUGCUUUAUAUCGAUGCGGAUGGAAGUGCGCCAGCGAGAUUAUUUGAGGAUUCGGCUCAAGGUGUAGUAGAAGAGCUACAAGAAAAUCGGGAUGGUUUGAUCGAUCGAAUCUGUGAAGGAAUUCACCUCGUUCGAAUCACUUCUACUGCCGACUUGAUCUUCUUCUUCCUUCGUUUGUCACGUUGGUUAGCUGAACACCCCAAGACCAAAAUGAUAGUUCUGGAUUCCCUCACUGCCCAUACUAAAUAUGUUAGUAUGACCAUUGAAGAAAGAGCAUUAGUAGGACAGCAUAUCCGAGAAGCUAUCAAGUUUGCCACAACAUCUUUCAAUUGCACUGUGAUCAUGACCACUCAACCUACAAAAAAGGGGACCCCGGGAAACACUAUUCUACUCACACCUGAAUUUAGACCAAGUUCAGCUUGGUCUUCAUUACCUUCGAUUUUGAAAUUACGAAUGAGAUUUGAAUCUAAUGGAACAAGAAAGGCAGCAGUCAUCGAACAAGAUUCCUCACCAAAUGCCCUUGGUCGAUUCAAGGGUGAAGUAAUCUUUGAACUCAAUAAUAUUGGAAUUUGUGAACCCAGACAAUCUCAAUCACAAGCUACAUAA